Messenger RNA from Toxorhynchites rutilus septentrionalis, 1990 nucleotides. RefSeq lists its product as uncharacterized. The coding region runs from base 1 to 1881 and encodes 626 amino acids. Lineage: Eukaryota; Metazoa; Arthropoda; Insecta; Diptera; Culicidae. The transcript has 6 exons. The record is from RefSeq and is a predicted model, not a curated record.
AUGUACUUCAUUUUAUCGGUCCUGUUACUAGCUUGCAUUACCUUUUCGACUCCUUUCGCUACCGCGCCACCGAACAGUGCUGCGUUCGUUGGUGACCUGAUGAUGUUCUUGAGAGUUCCCCUCAAGGUGACCUUGUUCGUUUGCUGGAGCGAAGAAAAGUCGUUCCAAUUCGUUCGGCAUGCAUUUUCGUCACGCUCGGGGAAUACGUUUUCCAUUCAGGUGAAAAAUUAUUCCGUUGAAAGUUUAGCCUUUCUGGAUACAAUGGAGCCCCACCAGCAGCUGGCUGUAGUCGACAUAAUGUGUCCGGAAACGAGAACUUUUCUCGAGAUGGCUCGCUAUCGACUAUAUCACAGAGUACGCUGGAUUAUGUUGGACUCAAGUGAGUUCCGAGAAAAAUCAAUACUUGAUAUCGUUUCUGGCUUGCCGGUUUUUUGUGGUAGCGAGGUGUACUAUUUCGUUGGAACCAAAACCCCAAAUCAGUUCUUGAUAAAGGAAGUUUACAGAGCAUCAAUGCAAACGAGCUUAUUGGUCGCUUCGGUGGGUGUUUGGAGAAAUAAUUCCAUCGAAGACAAACGAGUUGAGAGAUCCAUAUCAACUAGAAGGCGAAAUCUCCGUCAACUAGAGAUCAGAACCACUUAUGUGUACACCGAUAAUUAUACGUUGAGCCACUUUGAUGACUAUGAAAACACUCAGAUCAACACGGCAAGUCGCUUUUGUUACCAUCUGUUGAAAGUGCUUUACGUACACUAUCUGAAUGCAACAAUCGGGAAGCAAUAUGCGACAACCUGGGGCUAUCCAGAUCGCAAAACUGGUCUCUUCGGUGAUGGGAUGUGCGGCGACGUGAUCAACAAUCGAUCCGAAGUCGGGGGCACAUUACUGUUCUUCUCUCCGGAACGUAUGAAAUACCUAGAUUACACAAAAAUUCCCAUCGAAACAUCGUUGCGGUUUGUGUUCAGAGCACCGAAACUGUCAACAACGAGCAACAUUUUCCGACUUCCCUUCGAUUCGAAUGUUUGGUGUUCUCUUUCAGGUUUGCUUCUAAUUAUGGUGCUGCUGUUUGUUGGGGUCGGUGCUGUGAGCAAGAAAAAAUCUCGAAGACAAAUUAAUCGGGAAAAUCUGCUUGACGCGGCGUUCGACGUGAUUCCAGUUGCUCUGCAACAGGGUUCCAUGAUCGAAGCCAAAACAGAAACUCGUCGAAUUCUGGUGCUGGUUAGCUUACUAGGGCUGAUGUUUUUGUAUGUGAGUUUCUCUGCAAGGAUUGUUUCACUGAUACAAGCACCCUCGCAGCAAAUAGCUAGCGUGAGAGAUUUGCUCAACUCGAGACUUGAGGUCGCAGGUCAUGACCUACCGUAUCAUCGUUUCUAUCUCUCGAAAGCAAGGGAACCUGUUAGACAAGCAUUGAUCGAGCAGAAAAUCGUUCGGAAGGACGGAUCACUUAACAUGUACUCUCUGGAGGAAGGCGUGAAGAGGAUUCGAAAAGGUUUGUUUGCGUUUCACGUCCAUAAUACCGUUGCGUACCGCAUGAUCAGCGAAACUUUCGACGACGUAGAAACCUGUCAGCUCAGAGAGCUGAACUUCGUAAGUGACACCGAUGGAUACAUCCCAUUACAGCGCAAUUUUACCCUGCGAGAGCACUUCAAUGUUGGCCUGAUAAAGAUAGUCGAGACUGGUGUAUUUAACAGGCAGUGGAAAAGAAUCUACGCACCGAAACCGACAUGUGCUGGAGGGAUUGCGUUCUUACCGCUGACUGCUGUUGAUACUGGAUUUGCUGUGGAAGUCAUUGGAUGGGGUAUGAUGGUGGCGAUCGUUCUGCUUGCGGGUGAAAUUGGUUGGCGAAGAUAUCGAAUUCGUCGGUUACAAUUGUUCCCGUAUGUUGAAUGAUUAUUCAAUCUUGCUAUUUAUUUUCAUGUUUUUCAUGUAGUUUGAAAAGAAAUGUAAACUCUAAAACAUUUCUGUAUAUUCAUACAGUACAUAUAUAUCAAUGUUUUGC